Messenger RNA from Acaulospora morrowiae, 1746 nucleotides. NCBI's taxonomy places the organism in Eukaryota, Fungi, Glomeromycota, Glomeromycetes, Diversisporales, Acaulosporaceae. The record is from the annotation of a GenBank genome assembly.
AUGUUUAGCCCCAAAGAAAAAUCACCUUCAAGUUUCGAAAGUGCGAGUUCCUUUACUAGCGAGGGUUCCGACUAUUUCUCUCCAGAGAAAAGCGAUGCUUUGACGUUAGAAUAUCCUGAGGAGUACGAACAAAAUUGUUUGCUUUUUCCGACUUAUGCCACAAAACACGUAUGCAAUGAAGAUAAACCGGAAUUGACCGAUAAUUGGAAUAUCCGUGCCCGUGGAUGGGCCUUUUCUACACCGAGAUCAAGCAAGACUCGUGCGCUUUUCUUAAAAAUAACGUCGUUGGUGAAUAAAAUUCCCAAAACCGAUUCGAGAUAUGAACAUCUUCAGUCUCGAACGCCGCUUUUUUGGGCUAGUAAUCUUGACAACAAGGAAUUCUUUGUUGAGGUGGUCGGCUUGACAAAACCACAAAAGAUGACUCUCGAUGGCGAUCCUAAUGAUCCACUUGCAGAACAAAUUGCUGAGAGCUUUAUGCCAGAAAAGGCGGUGAAAUUUAUGGAAAAUAUUCGUCAACAUUAUCAUGGGAAUACUCAGAUGGGCGACGAGACAUAUAAAACCCAGGUUGUGUCGAGUUCGGGAUGUUUUUCUGGGGAUAUUGUAAUUCCACAAAAGACGGUACGAAAGUGGCUAAAAGCAAGUGAUGUUGACAGUUCUUGGAAUAUGCUCAAAUUAGAGGUUUAUCAAAAUGAAAAUGCUAGACCAGCAUUUGGCGUGGUGAACCUGAUAGAGCCCACAGGUGUUUCUGUAAUUUCGGAUAUUGAUGAUACGAUCAAGGAAACGGCAAUCUUGGCUGGACCAAAAACCAUAUUUCUGAACACUUUUCUGCAACCUUUUAAAGAAGUCCCUGGAAUGUCGGAGCUUUAUCGAUAUUGGUAUGACAAAGGGGUGGUGUUUCAUUACGUAUCGAAUUCUCCUUGGCAACUGUUUCCAGCAUUGCGAAGUUUCUUUCAAGAGCAUAAUUUUCCUCAGGGUUCUGCACACCUUAAAUUUUAUGAGUUGAUCAAGAGUGCCCGUGAUCACAAUAAAGGGAGUUCAACUGCGAGUAAAAAAAAAUACAUAACAGAACUAUUAAAGGAUUUUCCCGAAAGAAAAUUUAUUCUCAUUGGUGACACCGGAGAACGUGAUCCAGAGCUGUAUGCCGAAAUUGCGGAGGAAUAUAAGGACCAGAUUAUCCGAAUCUUUGUUAGAGAUGUCAACACACCGCAUCUAAAUAGUCAACCAGAUACGCAAAGAGCAGUAUCUUAUACUAGAGCAUUCAAAUAUUUCAAAAAAGUGUAUUCUAUUUAUGGUGAUGGAAAAGAGAAUGGAAAAGAAACCGAGAUGGUAUCGGUGACUACGGAAUCAACCACGUCCGAACUUUCCAACACCUCUUGUGUUACUAGGAGUUAUAAUAUGGAUGAGAAGAACCCUCCUCAACCAUCUCCCAAUCGCCUUAAUCUUAGAAAUAUCAUAUCUUCCACCAUUACCAAUGUAAAAAAUACAGCACGAACUCCAACCGAUGAAACAGGAGAUUCGUACGAUCCAGGAAUGAUGAUGGAAACGGAAUCAAACAUCUCAGAAGACAUGUUCUCUGCAGAUUCAGAUGAAGACAAGCCUAAAUCUCCCAGGGAUUCAAAAAUAGAAUCAUUUAAUAAGAGAAUAAGAGAUUUACAGGAAAGAUUCGAAGAAGGGUUCUUUUCAACUUUCAGUGAUCCAGACGAAUUGAGGAAUGAUCCUAUCAUUAGAAAAUACCUUAAAAAUUAA